This is a messenger RNA of Oryzias latipes (Japanese medaka), 2748 nucleotides long. It is a transcript of the gene brd8b, whose product is annotated as bromodomain containing 8b. Lineage: Eukaryota; Metazoa; Chordata; Actinopteri; Beloniformes; Adrianichthyidae. The record is from RefSeq and is a predicted model, not a curated record. Gene Ontology annotation, molecular function: protein binding. Gene Ontology annotation, cellular component: NuA4 histone acetyltransferase complex.
UUGUGGGCGUGUACCGUGCCCUGUGCACCAUUGAAAUCGGUCCGGUGGCCAGUCACAAAAACUAUGGCGAGCGGUAUCGGCAAACACAAGAUGCUGACUGUCGGACCGACAGAACCAUGGUCGGUUAGAGAGAAGCUGUGUCUGGCAUCGUCGGUUAUGAGGAGCGGAGACCAAAACUGGGUAUCUGUAAGCAGAGCCAUCAAGCCUUUUGCAGAAUCUGGGCGUCCACCUGAUUGGUUUUCUCAAAAGCACUGUGCCUCACAGUAUUCGGAACUGCUUGAAGCCACAGAAGCACCAAAGCGGAAGCGUGGAGAGAAGGGUGAGGUGGUGGAGACCAUUGAAGACGUCAUCGUUCGUAGGCUAACUACAGAGAGGAUAGAAGAGCUGAAAAAACUACUGCGAGACACACAGGAGCAGUACAGGAAACUGAAGAAAGAAAUGGAGCUGAUACAUGCAGGUCACAUGGACUCCCAGCUGAAGGAGCUGUGGUCGGACAUCACGCUAAAGAAGAAACAGGAUGAAGAGGAAGCUGAGCAGAAGAGGAAAGCCACAGAAAUGGCUUAUCAAGCCCGUCAGGCAGUUAAAAACACCCCCAAACGUCUGCCCAGUGUCACUGUCCGCUCUCCGCUGGGGGCCAGCCCCUCAGCUAUGGACUCUCAGAGUGAUUCUUCGCUGUCCACACCGUCCAUGGAGACGGGAGGCAUCCCCUCCGAUGACACCAACACCCGCUCCGUUGCUCAGGGUAUCGGGGUUUUCCUGCCAGCAGCGGACCCCCCAGGGUCUGGGCCCAAAGACGGAGGCCUUGCUGCUCUCGUCGAUGACUCUCCACAGAAAAGACUCCUGACCCAGAAAGCCACCCCGCCGCCUUCACCUCUGUUAUCAGAGCUGCUGAAAAAGGGAAACCUGAUCUCCGCCAGCCCCCGCCUGGUGGCAGAAGGAGACUCCACUGGAAGUUUAGCCAACGGCGUGCAGGCGGCCACAGCAAGCCCCGCCCUAGCUCCAGGUCAUCAGGUCCUCACAGAAGGAGAAGCCGACGCUGCAGGGAAGGAGGAUCUGACCGAGGAGACGGGGUUGGUGGAAGAAGACCUUGUAGCCGUGUCCUACAUGGGGGAUGAGCUGGACCUGGAGACUGUUGGAGACAUCAUCGCAAUCAUAGAGGAGAAGGUGGACGACUCUGUGGAGGCUUUAGAUGCAGCGGCUGUAGAAGCCGCUCUUUCGCUCUGUGAAGAAGCUGUUUCGGAGGGUCACUCCCUCCCCGGGCCCUGGGAGACCCAAGAACUGAAGCCCUCUGAACCCCAGCUCGCAGUCCAGGACGCCGUCUCCGCGCAGGAGCCCCAGGACCCGGUCUCCAUGACGGCCCCCUCCCCUGGGGGGGAGGAGACGCACGGUCAGCCCGACGUAAAAAAAGAGGAACCGUUCACGGGAAACGGCGAGGGGUCGGAGGUCACUGGAGUGGCCGUCGUCUCUGACGGCGGAGCUGCAGGAAGUGAGGUCACAGAGGAAGCCGCGGCGGUGAAAGAGGCCACGGAGGCAGCGGUGAAGAGUGAUGGAGAGGACUGGAGCCAGCCUGAACCCAACCCACCCUGUUUAGACUCUGAGGACAGCUGUGUGUCGGGGAAAGAGUCUAAGGAAGUCAAGGAGGAGGAGGACGCAGGGAGUGAGGGAGACCCGGAGGAAGAGAUGGAGAUGAAGGAAGACUGCGGAGAAGGGGAGGGUCCGUACCUGUCUGAGGUGGAGCCCGCAGCCAGCGAGAGCGAGGACGGCUAUGGGCCGCCCUCUCAGCGCUACACCGCCGAUUCUCUGGCCAGCAGCCCCGCCUCGUCCUCCCAGCUAUCCACGUGUGGAGAGGACCAGGAGGCCGUGCAGGCGCAGAAGAUCUGGAAGAAGGCCAUCAUGCUGGUGUGGAGAGCUGCAGCCAAUCACAGGUAUGCCAGCGUCUUCCUACAGCCUGUGUCUGAUGACAUCGCCCCAGGUUAUCACAGCAUUGUGCACAGACCGAUGGACCUGUCGGCCAUAAAGAAGAACAUCGAGUCCGGGGUGAUCCGGACCACGGCCGAGUUCCAGCGCGACAUCAUGCUCAUGUUUCAAAACGCCAUCAUGUACAACUCCUCGGACCACGACGUGUACCACAUGGCGCUGGAGAUGCAGCGCGAUGUCCUGGAGCACGUCCAGCAGUUCCUGGCCACGCAGCUCAUCAUGCAAACGUCGGAGAGCGCCAUCUCCGCCAAGAGCCUCCGCGGCAGGGAGGGAAACCGAAAACCCGGAGAGCCGGCCGAGAAGGACAGUGUCCCAAUGGCCUCUCCUGCUUUCCUUCUUUCUCUCUUUGAUGGAGGCACCAGGGGGCGCCGAAGCGCCAUGGAGGCAGACCUCAAAAUGAAGAAAUAGUGUCUUUGUUGUAGGAUGUUUUCAGCAGACCUGGGUGCGGUCUGGCUGCACCUGGAUUCAGGCGCAGGUGGAUGCAGUUUUUCUUUAAACCUUCGGGACAGAUCCAGCACCACCUGUUCCAAAAGUCUCUGGAGAAAAGAGGAAGUAUGGUCUGGAUCAAAGGAAAGCUGACAGUUUAAAUUCGAAAGAACGAGGCUUUGAAAACGCCAGCCGACCAUUUCUCCAGUGAAAGACUUGGAGAUCUUUUCCCUCAGUUGUGGAGCUUAGGAAACAUGUUAGCAAUAGUCGACCGUUUGUUACCCUCACACCUGUUUGGAGAACUCCACAUGUACAUUUUGUUAAAUAAAAUCUGAUCUUACAGAA